Messenger RNA from Gallus gallus (chicken), 23348 nucleotides. It is a transcript of the gene MTCH1, whose product is annotated as mitochondrial carrier 1. The transcript has 13 exons. Bases 213 to 1403 code for a protein of 396 amino acids. Gene Ontology annotation, cellular component: mitochondrion; membrane. NCBI's taxonomy places the organism in Eukaryota, Metazoa, Chordata, Aves, Galliformes, Phasianidae. Gene Ontology annotation, biological process: positive regulation of apoptotic process. The record is from RefSeq and is a predicted model, not a curated record.
AGGGGACGCUGGGAUGCUGGAAGACUCAGCCUACGCGGCCGCUAUAGGAAGGCGGGAGGACCGCGUCUCUACUGCUCCCGCCGCGCACGUAUAGGUCGCACCACUGCUGUCCCGCACCGGGUUAAUUUAAUAACGCGGCCGAGAGCUGCUGGGGCGAGCGGAGGAAUCAGACUACGACUACGCGAAUACAAUAUGUUAAAUAGAAUACAAACAUGAAAUGGAAACAUAAAAUAUUUGCAGGAACAAAGGCAUACACAAAAUCCAGUCUCAACGGCGCGCCAGGCACCGUCACAGCCUCCCUACGCCCCGCGAUCUGCCAGCUGUCCCCCCCCCCCCAAGCCUCGUCUAAUGGUCCCGCCCACCGCGACCGACAGCGCGGUGACGCACGACGCACGGGGCGGCGCAGGCGCAGUGGCGGCGGCGGCGGGGCCAUGGCGGGCGAAGCGCCGCUGCCCUCGGUGGCGCGGGCGCCCCCUGGCGGCGGGCCUGGGCCUGGGGCCGGGCCGGGCCGGGCCGAGGGCACCGAGGGGCUGUUCGUGGCGCUGGGCGCCGGGCUCGCCGCCGCCAGCCACCCGCUGCUCUACGUCAAGCUGCUCGUCCAGGUCGGGCACGAACCACUACCUCCAACUGUUGGAAGAAAUGUACUGGGAAGAAAAGUACUGUACCUGCCUGGCUUCUUCACCUACGCCAGACACAUUGUGAAGGUGGAUGGGAAGAGAGGCCUCUUCCGUGGCCUUACUCCUCGCCUCAUCUCAAGCACUUUAUCAACCAUCACCAGGGGGAGCGUGAAGAAGGCCUUUCCACUGGAGGACAUGGAGCACGUAUCUAACAAGGAUGAUGUGAAGACUUCCCUUAGGAAAGUGGUGAAAGAGACAUCUCACGAGAUGAUGAUGCAGUGCGUGUCCCGGGUUGUGUCACAUCCACUGCACGUGAUCUCUAUGCGCUGCAUGGUCCAGUUUGUCGGCCGGGAAGUCAAAUACAGUGGUGUAUUCAGUGCUAUCGGCAGGAUAUUCAAGGAGGAAGGGAUCCUGGGAUUCUUUGUAGGUUUAGUCCCUCACAUCCUGGGGGAUGUCAUCUUCCUCUGGUGCUGCAACCUCUUGGCUCACUUCAUCAACACCUAUGCAGUGGAUGAUAACUUCAGCCAGGCAUCGGUGAUCCGGAGCUACACGAAGUUUGUGAUGGGGAUUGCUAUGAGCAUGCUGACGUAUCCAUUCCUUCUCGUGGGAGAUCUCAUGGCAGUGAACAACUGCGGGUUGCGUGCCGGCCUCCCUCCUUAUGCUCCUGCAUUCACAUCCUGGAUCCAUUGCUGGAGGUAUCUCAGUAGCCAGGGGCAGCUGUUCCGUGGCUCCAGCCUGCUCUUCCGCAGAGCACCCAUGCAAGCAGCCUGCUUCCCUAUCGACUGACCCCAGCUUGCAGGGAGAAGUACAAACUUGGACUCCUCAAAGAACCCUCAGCUUGUUUCCAUAUGUAUAUUUGUUCUUUUUGAUCCAAAGUCUGCGGUGCCAGGACAAGACACCUCCUCUCCAGCAAGGCCAACCCCCAGUUGGCCUGCAGUGAUCUGGCUUCAGGCUCCAGCUGAGUCAAAGCCCCCUCUUCAUGGCUAUCUUGAUCAGGAUGCAUAGGAGAGAGAGCAGAAGGAUGUUGUUUCUCUGGUCUGGGCUGUGAAUCUGAAGACACUGGGAAAGUCUGUGAAACCAGAACAUGCUCCGAUGCUAAAGAAACCAGCCCCAGGAUGCAGGGACAAAAGACUGCUUCGUUCUGCCUAAGCUGAGAAGCAGCAAGAGAUCCAGGGCUGCCCUGCUGGGAGAUCCUGACAGCAGCACAGCCAGCUCCUGUCUUGUCUCUCGUGGAGAGGGCUGAUGUGUAUGGCAGGUAGCUUGUGCUGGACAGGGUCAAGACUGAGACGCAUACUUUAGGGUAUCUAAACACUAGGGAGCACCCCAGCUCCCUAGGGCAUGAAAGGGAAAUAGUAACUGCACAACAGAAAGGAGAAACAGUCCCACUGCAACGAAGUACAACGCGUGUCCUUAAGAGAAAGCUAUGACUUGACUCCAGGACAGCAUCAGGACUUGAAGAUGGAGAAGGCACUUACGGAAGGACGUGUAUGGCACAUGGUGUCUGCUGUGGGAAGGCCUUUUGCAAUGGGAGGAGUGCAUAUAGGAUGCACCUCACAGUCCAGUGAAGCUGGGUGUACUGCAGGCAGCGUGCAUGUUUCUAAGGGGAGGGUUUGGUCCCUGGUUGGAUCAGCCCCUGCUCAGGUACAGUGUUUCCAUGCUGGAUCAUGCUGCAUCACAUGAGCAUCUCCCAUCUAGAGGGGCAUCACUGCUUCACUGAUGGGCAAACACAGAGUUCCGUUAUGGUGCUGGGCUGUUGUGAGGUGUUGAUUUGCUAACUGCUACAAGCAGAAGGGUUUGUCUUGCAAUAGAGGCACCAGGCCCAUCACUGUCUGAAGCAAAGGAAUAAAUCUCAGCCAGACAAAGGCUUGGGAACAGAGCCACAGGCUGCUCACACAUGCAGUGACACAGCCUUGCAUAGCAGAGCUCACCUGUAACAGCAGUGCAGGAUUUAUCCUCAGAAUUACUGAUGUUUUUUCUCCCCCCACCCCCCCCACCCCCCUUCCCCACCCCCCAGUUUGAGCUGCUACCACAGCCAGGCAUAUUUCCCCCACUUCAGUUCCCCACGAAGCAGUCUUUUGCACAGAGUUCAAUGUGUUACUGCACUCCCUGGGAGGAGGUUUUGGGGCCCUGAGCAGGCUGCAGGCAGGGGCAGCACCAGCGCACGUGGAGGCUGCUGUCCCCAAAAGCUCCCUUUGGUGUUGUGAAGUCAGUCCUGUCUGUCCUCCCUCCCUCCCAUACGGUUUGUGUUACAGUAACAACACUCAAUGCAUGGCCCUGUCCCCCUAACCAGAAAUUAUUUUAAAAGAGGAUUUCACUAUGCUCCAAAAUACAGCUAUAAAACAACCCUCCUUACUUGUUUCUUUGUCUUUUCUAAGGAAACGUUAAUCUGUUUUGUACAACGGGCUCCUUUGCUCCAGAACGGUUUCCAUUUAAGACAUUUCUUUUAACCCAUGAGCUGAUUUCCAGCGGAUCUGAACAUCAGGUGCUGCACAGCCCACAUCAGGCAGUGCUUUGCCCAGGAACCUGGUCUUUACCCUCAAAAAUAAAGGCCACCUUCUGCUGGUCACACACCUCCAAAGCCUCCUGCAGCACCUGUACCUUACACACACCCUGACUGCCAUUACUGCAUUGAAAAGUGCUAUUUCUUGUAACCACCUCUGUUCAACUCCCUGUGACUCACAAACUUUGCUAGAAACAACUCUUAAACGCAGCUUUCGAUCAGUUUCAAUGAAAACCAGGCUUCAAAGGCCUUUAGGUCGCACACAGGAGGUAAUGCACAACCUCAGCCUGACCUUGGAGCAGGGGCUGCCAUUCUUACAGUCAUUAACUUCCUUACCUCCUGCUUUCUGGUUCUUCUCGUCCCUUCCUUCAUUUGAGGCGUCCCUCUACAGGGACAGUGGCUGCACCAGAAGCAAGCGAGGAGAAAGCAGCACCCGGGCAGCCCCUCCCCUUUAAUUGCUGCCUGUUGGUGGGUGCCCAACCCCUGCAGUGCAGGUGGCGAUAACGGGGCCCUGCUGCCACAACAGAGGGGCUCAGGGCUGCAACUGCAGUUGGGAGAACAAAUGAAGUGGGAUGGAAGGAGGGUUGGGUCCGGCACCGAGGGCCCAUGCACAGCCCUGGCGCUCCUCUAUCUAGCCAGGAAGCAAACCUGUGUUUAAAUAUUGACUCUCCAGCACAGAAAUGGGAUGGGUGGAGUUUGCAACCGCCCCGUGCCUGCAGUUUAUCAUUCCCCAGUGGAAAGCGGAGAUUACCGGGACUUUGGCCUCAUCUGCUCCCAGCUGCCGAGGGGACAAAGGAGACAGAGGUUGAAGCUGGGAGAGGGAAACUCAGGUCAAGGCAGCCCUAAGCCUCCCUGGGGCCCUUUUCCCGUGCAGAGCUCCGCUGCUAAAAGCCCUUAAAAAAGACCUGAGCACACCUUUCCCAGUGCUGUCACCGCCGUGGGGAGCCAAGCAAUGCCCCCGCAGCACUGCUGCCCUUUGCGAGCCUCUGUGUGUGGCUCUCCUGCAGCAGGGAGCUCCAUAGAGGCAGGUGGUUAUUCGAUAAUAAAAAUAACCCCUGGAUUGCUGGCCGGUGCAGCCCAGACCUGCUGGGAAGGGUCGAAGGUGGGGAAUCGGGACGGGGGCAUGGUGGUCACAGAGCCGUCCCCUCUCAAUGGAGGCACGAGGGUGGGCAGGACUGAGGUGGGAGGUGAUGGAGAGCAGCGAGCGGGACCUGCGGGGGGCACCGAGGGAGAGGCAGAGCAGGCAGGGAGGGAACAGGGGGAAAUCCUGGCUGGAGAGGAGGACGAAAGGCAGCCAUGGCUGCAGCCAAAGCACUGAGCUGCAGCCCAGCCCGCCGUGCAGCCGCGUGUCCCCACGCACAGCCACAGCCUCCGGGCAGCUCCGAGGAGGUGUCGAGCAGCCUUUCACGCCCCCCUGCUUUACGCAGAGCCAUUUGGAGGAAAUUCUGCCCGCUCCCCCCAGCCAACCCCCCCAUCCAGCAGCACGCGGGGCCCCGCGGCCUGGCUUCCUCCCUGCGACGAGACCCCGUGCUGAGGGGAAGGCCGAGGCCCACGGGCCUUCCUCCCACCCUGCUCGCACGGCCCCCCCGCCCCGGGGGGAGGAGAGAGAGAGCCGAGGACAUGACAUUAAGUCUCCCCUGUUUGCAGCACUGCUCCUCUCCCCACAGCACAGCCCCACACGGGGCCGCAGCACCGCCAUCCUCACGGCCGCUCAGCCCGGUGCCGUCCCUCCCGGCCGCCCGCUGGCAGCCCCACGCGGUCCCUUGAUUAAAACAUCCCUAAUUCUGUAAUCUGGGCGAAUUGAGUUUCUUCCUUAAAAGCCGCCUGCGCUCUCCGAUCCCGGCAGCGCCGUUCUUGUCACUCUGCCAAAGGAGGUUGGGAGCAGCGUCACAUGCAGCAAAGUUUUACAAGCCGAGAGAGCCGGGCUGGGGAGAGGAACGGCAGCGAGAUGGACGCAGGGACGGGCCGAGCGCAGGACCCUCCUCCGGGCUCCCUCCGGGUCGACCUGAAUGUUUAUUUUCUUUUUUUUCUUUUUUUUCUUUUUUUUUAAUCGUUCGGAAGAACAAAGACUUCGGGCCGGGGUCGGUGCUUGUUUUGCUGGGGAUGGGGGGGGGGAUGGAGGCCGGAGCCGUCGGCCCGAAGCCCCGCGUCGCCCUGGCCACGCUGCCGAGACCUCGCCUUGCAACUUGGAAGAGGAAAGAAGGGGGGGAAAAGGAGAAAAACAAAACAGAAAACAUAUAACAAAAUAAAAUAUGGUGACGUCACUUGGAGCUGGGGUGCCUUCCCCGCUGCCUGUCAGACGUGCCUGAAAAGAACAGGGCAAUAAAACAACAGCCGCCUCUGUCUCCCUCGUUAAACACGGCGCUAAUUGGAUGUUAAUUCCUCCUUGCUCUUCUCGCUGCUCGAUUGUGAGGACUCUGCCUCGCUCUCCCUCUCGUGCUUUCUUUCUUUCCUGUUGCGAUGCUCUGGGCGGCUCGGAGGGACCCCGGACUGGAAUAACUCAGGAGUGCCGCAUGGAUGAGGCCGUGGGGUUUGGAACCGGGGCGGGCGAGAUGGAUCCCGAGAGCUGCGCUCGCCUCCCGCCCCCCAUGCAUUGUCCUGCUGGCUUGGAGCUGCUCUGGCCCCAUUUUUCAUCCUUCCGUGUUGGGUCCGGCAUAAAAAAAAUAUAUAUUUUAUAUAUAUAUAUAUGGUCAAAAAAAAAAAAAAAAAAGAAAAAAAGAAAAAAGCAUGAUUCAAUGACGACAAACCCCCAAACCUCCUCCCAGCUCCCCCCGUCUCGCCGCACACCGCGUGGAAACAGGCGUUGGAGGGAGCCGGAGCAGGAAGUUGUUGUGCUCGGUGUUGCCCAGGUCAUCCUUCACGGGUACGUGUGCAAGAGCGGCGGCGCGUGGGGCGGCCCCGUGGGCAACAGCGUGGGGCAACGCCGGGCCUCGGGGGGCAGAGCGGGUGGGGAGAGGAGGGAGGGGAGGGAGCGGCGGCGGCGGCUGCUGGGGGGAGCCAUGUGGGAGUCGAGUCCUACCUGGGAGCCGUGCCAACUUCCUGCAAAGGGUUACAGCCCCGCAGCUCCCAGAGCCCACCAGAGGCGAGUUGGCUCUUGUCACGCAUCCAAGGCGAGAGGAAGACAGCGGGAACGGAACAGGUACCGCCAACGCCGAGCGGCCUCGUUCGCCCCCCGAAGCUCGGCCGCUUGUUUUGAUUUAAAGCCGCCCGAAGGGAAGGCCCCGCACGAGGCCGACGGGUGCCAAGGGUGGGGUGGACGGGGCCGGGGGUACGCGUGCAUGCGAGGAAGGGGGGCCGGGGGGGUGGGGGGGGGAUGCUGGCACCGCUCGCUCCUCGCCGUUUGGAUUAACAUGCGGGAGAUGCGCCUGUCACUUUGCUUACUGUCAGCGCCUGCUCGGGGAUGGGUGACGGCUUUGUUCGGGGUUGCCGUGCCAAGGCGGGCUUGGCAGCAGCUCCCCCGGAGGGCUGCGGGGUGCACGGCCGCCCCUCGGCCCCUGGUGCGGGCGAGAUGAAAACGUGUUUUGUUCCGUGCUCUUGGCAUCUCCCCAGCAGCGCUCUCAGCCCCUCGGCCCCCCUCCCCGGCCCGCCGGGACUCCCUUUUUAUCAUCGGCGCAACCCAUGUGCUCGCAGCAGCAACAAAAAGGCCCCCAAAUACGCCCUAAAACACAAACGGCCCCCGUCCUGCCCCCGCGGAGGCGGUUGCUGCCAUGCUGCCCUCGUGGCUGGCGCGUCGCUUUCGGCUUUUUGCCCUUUUUUUGCCCUUUUUGCACCGAGCACGAGGCGGGACGAGGGGGCGUGCGGGCGGGAAGGAGCGCACGGCGGGGGGGGCGCAGAGCCCUAUCCACGUCCCCAGGCCUUUUGUUUAACCUGCGUCGACGCACAGGAAGGUCCCAGCUUUAUUUCUGCCCCAUUUUUACCAUUAUUAUUACUAUCCCCCCCCGCUCUGUGCUCGCGCCCUUCGGGGCCAAAUGGGGCAGAACUCUUCAGGGUGGAUUUUCAGAGCGCCGAGUGCAGGAAUUCCUGCCAGCUCGCCUUUGUGCCAGCCUGCCCCGGCCUUCGGCGUCUCAUUCGGAUGGAGCCUGGCAUCCAGGCACCGCCCAUUUCUUGGCGUUGAGCUGAGAGGAGAAGGAAAGGGGAGAGAGCGAGCGAGAGAAGGGGAAAAAAAAAAAAAAAGCUGUCUCACUCCAACUGGCCUUUCUCGGAAAAGGAUCCUUCCCCGGUGACCGUCCGGAUAAGCGGAGCUAAAAGCAGCCACUGCUCCACAACACAACCACGCUCCCGGCGGUGCAUCCCCUCUUGCUGCCUCGGUACGGAACGGAACCUGGCUCUCCAUUGUUUUGGUUGGUUGGUUGGUUGGUUGGUUGUUGGUUGGGGUGCUUUUUGCCUUUGAUUUGAAAUAGCCUUUCGUUCCGCCCGGCGCUUUGUUGUUGCUGCAAUCCGCCCUUCUCCCCCCAAAAAACCCCUUCCCCGCUGCUGAGGCUGGGAUUGACCCACAUGGAGGGACGUGCCCUCGUGUCCCACCUCGGAGCACCACUCGAGGUGCUUUUUCCUCCCGCUCCGCUCACCGCCGUCCCCCACGCGGGUCCUUUUCGCUUCCACUACGGAGGGCGGGGGGGGGAAAAAAAAGAUGUCGACUCAUGUCGGAUUUGCAAUUCAACAUGGCAGCCGCGGCGAGCGUGGUGGGAACCCGCAGCCCCCCGAGCCCCGCGCUGGUGGUGGGCAUGGGGUGGUGCCAGGAGGUGGCCCAGGUGGGUGGAGGAGAGGAUAAGAGGAUCGUUUCUUUUCUUUUUUGGAGGGAUCUGGGGACGAGGGAAACGCUGCAGUCUGGUUCUGUUGGUGUUAACUGUUUAGAAGCUGGCACGACGUGCCGGGAUGGGCGCGGGGCCGCAGCUGAGCCCCAUAGCUGGGCACAGGGCUGUGCUGGGCAAUGAUGGGCAAGGGAGCCGCAGGGAGGGCUGUCAUGGAGCCGUGGUGGCCUCCAGGCUCUGGAGAUGCUCCAGCUGGGAGCUGUAGGCUGCCUGGCCAAGGCACGGGGCGUUGCAGAGGGCGAUUCGCGGAGCUUCACACCUCUCCCCGCUGUGCCGAAGCUCUCCAGGUCUGGCUGAGCUCGGGGGUUUUGGCCGUAGCGUGUGGGACUCUGCCCUCUUUCUGUCAGACUUAAUUGAGGCCCGUUUGGGAUGCAACAAAAGCAGCCUGUCUGCAGGGCAGGGUCCCCCUGCCUCCUUCCUGCCACGCACUAUGCAGGUGCUCAGGAGCCAUGCGAACCGCCCCUCCUCCUUCACCAAAUUUUUCCUCCUCCUUCCCCACUCCUGGCUUCCCCCUCCUCCUCCCUUCUCCAAAAACAAUAUUCUCUCUCUCUGCAAGUGACGCACAGCCCUACAGCAGAGCCUUUGAACUGGCUGCAGAGCACCCAAACGCCCCAGCUCAGCUUCACCUCCAUCUCCCACCCAUUCUCCAGGGGACAUCCCCGACUUUGUCUCGCACCCCACUCACCUCCUAGAGAUGCUUUCUCAGGUGCUGGGUGCCUUAUGGGCCUGGCAGCAACCUGUGUUGCUUUGUGCAUUGCAUUUUGGAUGCUGGGGUGCUUUGGUUCUGCUCUGAACCUUCCCACUCGCUUGCUCUUCAGCCCUAAGGCAAAGCAGUGCUUGCAGCGGGCCGAGCAGAUGCAGGGAGAUGCUGAAGUGGGUUCUGAAUGCAGCUACCAACCUCCUCUUCGGGGGGAGUGCAGCUCAGGGCCGUGGCCUUUGCUGGCAGUUCCCAUUUUUGAGGCUCCUCGCUGUGGUCCCUGGCUCUCGUGCUGCACAGCGGUUGGCUGCGGAGCUGAAUGCCCACGUUGCUUUCAGCAGGAACUGGGGGCGGUCAGAUCUGGCCCCAAAACGUGGCAGAAAAUACCCUCUGCAGCAGAGCCCAUUUACAUCUGGUUUACAUCCAGACCUUUAAUGUUAAUGAGGAGGGAACAUGAGCAUUUUCCUCAUCGCUCUAGCUUUUCCCUUGCAGAUUUUUGACAUAAACGGGGGCUGGGGUGGAAGCAGACCUUUUCCACUUUGCCCCCAACUUCUUUUGCUGCCCUGGGAGAAGUAGCAGAGGGCUGCUGCCAAAAAAAAACCCACUGAAGCUGCUGGUAUCGCUCCGUAGGGCUCUGCAGCGGGCAGCCCCUUGAGCAGAAAAAAUCUGAACUCGAGGAAGACGCUUCUGAUAUGUCCUAAGCAAACCGUGUGGCCCCAUCCAGCCAAGGGCUGCAGCUGUAUUAUUGCAUGCAGCUCGCAGCAAAACAGGGCUCGGGCUUCCAGAACAUGGCUCAGCAAAAAGGAUAAAUUCUUGAAACUGGCAGUCCAGACCGUCCUGAUGCUGAUUGCCUUUGAACCUGGAGUUUGCUCCCUGGCUGCACCAUCUCUGGGGGGAGAGCAGGAGCUCCCCUGCAGGGCUGGAUGCACACCCGGCUGCCAUAACCCCCCCAGCGGCCGGCAGAGCUGCUCUAGAUUUGCACUGACAUUCCUGAGAGCAGGAUUGGGCCUCUAGGUUUGUCGAGGGUGGCUCUGGGAAAUUUCCUUUCCUUAAAAGGGCCAGGUUUGGCCAAGGCAGAGCCUGGAUUGUGUUUUCCUUUUUUCCUUUUUUUUUUUUUCCCUCUUUUUUUUUUUUUUUUUAACUUGAAGCUCUGGUGAAACUUGCCUGAUUUGCAGUUGCAGCGCCGCUGUGCUCUGCUUGUGUGCAGGCUGAGCCCAUGGGGACCAUCGCCCACGGUCCGUACAAUCAGCUUUACCUCUCCAGCAAUCACUUCUGCUGGAGAAACGGGAUGUUAAAGGCAGGGGGAACAAACCUGGCCUUUGUGGGCUUCUUCCUCGGCCUUCCCAGUAGUUGCCAGCUCGUUGCAGUGGAUCUGGGGGCACAAGUUGAGUGGGAUCCCAGUAGAAACACAUCCAAGGGACAGAUGAUGCUCACAGCUCCAUGCACCACGGGGGACACGGGGUACCCAGUGCCAGCUCACCAUCGAACCACCCCACAGCUCUUCUUUACAAGAAUCAGCAUUAUUUACCUUUCUUGCUGCCGUUUUUACUCUCUAUAAAUCACCUCUUUCACUCUCCGAUUUCCAUCCACUUCUUCCACCAUCCUGGCUUGCUGCUGUGGGGUUGCUCGUGGCUGCUCUUUGUCUUUGGUGUUACGUGGCUGGUGUGAAAAGUGAGGUGGGGGAGGACAAAGCAAGGUUUGGUUUUGUAGGGCUGUCCAUGGGCACUGAGCAGCGCCUGCUUGCCCCACUGAAGCCCGUGAGGGUUGCACUUUGCAUGCUGGGUUUGGCAUGCUGUGGGAACUCAUGAGUUAGUCCUGUGUGCAGAAAACAUAGUAGAGGCAGCCCAACAAGGGGCAUGCUGCACAGGGUGAGGUAGACAUAGCAUAUUUGCUCAGAUGAUGACAACAAAGUGUAACCCUGCGUGCACCACCUCGUGGUUUGGAGAGGUCUGUACCCAGGUGCUGCUGCAUCCUGUGGCUGCUGCCAGCACAUCAGUGUCACCGUUUUGCUGUGCUAGGGACAGAGGAGCUGCCCAAGAGGUUGGACAGGGCAGGAGGCUUCUCCUCACCUGCAAGGCUGUGCCAAGUGCUGCGCUUCCUCCUCUUCCUCCUGCCUGGAGGGGUCUGCAGAGCAGCCACGGCUCCAUUCAGCGUCGUUGACUGCUCAGUCAGCAUCCUGGGGUGUGAUUUGAGCUCACAGGAUGGCUGUGCUGAUGUUUCAGUGCCGGGCACGGGGACCUGAAGCAGCUUUGGCUGAGCAGGAAGGUUCUGGGAAUUACACCAAGAAUGCAGGGAGUGGUUCUCCUCUCCUUCGGCCUUGGCUUGCUCAGAUCCAUGCACCAGCUCGCAGGGGCAGCACGUGGCAUCCCAUGGCAUCCAGGGAUGGUGCAGGAGCUGGCACACACUGAGUCUGACAACACAAGCCUAGGGCUGGGAACAGAGGCACCCUCAGCAUGCAAGGAGAAAGGGUCCCCCAAGGCCCCACUUGAAGCAACAGCUUGAGCUGUAGCAUUUUUCAAGCUUAUUCCUCAUGUGCAGACUCCAUCCAAAGUGAGGGCAAUGCUGCUACCAGCGUGACCAGCAGCUUGAACUGCCAUGCAUCUGCUCCCAGGGCUCCUGUUUGUGGAUGAGGAUGAGGCUCAGACCCCCCCAUAUGGGGUCACCUCAGGCCAUCCCUGCAGCCAUGCUGCUUUGGGAGCAGCUUACUGGGGCUGAAGAGAGCUGGGGUGGAUGCAGAGAGAUGCAGAUAAGGGAGGGUGGGAUGUUUCCGCUCCUUUCUUCAAGCUGGCACUGCUGACCUAAGCAGGCUAUGAAACCCAACCACUCCAGACGUUUCAGUCUCCCAGAAACAAGAGUGCAGUCCAGUUCUCCAGCAUCACCUCCCAGUUCAGUCCAGUGAAUCAUCGUGCAGCCUGCUGGAGGGUUGCCUCUGAUGUUUUAAGCCUGCAAAAUCCUUCUUUAUUCCCUGGCUUCAUUGGAUGUGUGCCAAACACAUACUGGACAUUAUCUCAGAAGUGGCUGCAUCUCAAUGCAGGACAUGGUGGCACAUGAUGCACUGAUCCCCAGUGCAGCCUUUGGUGCACAACAUGCUCUCAUUUGCCCCAAAUUGUUCCCCACUGUUCAGAGAGGCAAUGGAAGGCAGGAGGAGUCUUGCAGUGGGUUCCCCAAGCAGGAAAACAUGAGCCAGGCUGUGCCAGAGCUGAAAGACAGGAUAGGUCCCUGGGCUGGAGCUGCAUCCAGCUGUGCUGGAGCACUGUGGGAGUUCCUAUCUGGAUGUUGGCUCUGCAGUCUGGGUGCAGGGAAUUAGCCCAGACGUGGUUCCCAGGGCGGGGGAAGGGCCUAAUGAACAGAGACAGGAUAAAGAAGCAGGUAAGGGCUUCCUGUCCUUCAGGGCUCAGGAGGAAAUCCUGCAGCUGGUGAAUCUGGAUACGAUUAGUGUCCAUUUCUCCCUGUGUAAUCAACCCAUCUGCUCAUCCCUGCGCAUUAGCAGCGCACACCCCACUGCAGGCAGAUGCCUCUCAGGCACUGCUUUUAUCUGCGUCUGCCGUGGCUGCCCCAUGCAGCCCAACAACACGGCUUGCUCUGAGCCAUGGAUGCCACAACCAUGCCUACAUUCUGCCCUAUAGACUCAGCCAAAGCCCUGAGACAGGUGUGGCCACCAAACCCACAGUGAAUGGCAGCACCAAGCCCAGGAAGAUGCUCCCCAAAGGGACAGUGGGUGGGGAUAUUCUCCAAAGGGCUUUGCACUUUCUGGGGAGAUCUUUGUACGGUGCUGAUCAGCUCAGCCUUCCAGACACUGCCUGUUUCCUUGAGCUCAGCUCUGCUGUAAGUAGAUAAAGGUGGAUUGGUUUUGGCUGCCGCAAUGAGACUGUAGAGUUGUGUUGAUCCUGAGUGCAGGUUAUGCUGUCUCACUUGGUCAUGGAAGGAACCAGGCUUUCAGUCUUGCUGUGUAGAAAUGCUGAUUACAGCUGAUAGGUGCUGAUGCUGCUUCCCGAGGAGUCAUUCCACCUUCUUUCCCGUGGCAAUCUUGCCCAACUAUGCAAAAGCUUGUGUCAGCCCAGCAUUGGCUUGAAAACACAGGGCCAGAUGUCAGCCUGGGCUGAAAUGAGGUCAAAGAAGGAGCUUGCAUGUGGAUCAAUCUGUCGUAAUGCAGUGGCGUGAGCCUGCAUGGUCCUUUAGGGUCUUUGGAAGGGUCAGGCUUGGUGGUGGAGUCGAGACAAAGUCUGACAGUGACCAUUCCCAGCCCUGAUGUCCUGCAUACUCAAACCAUGUAAACAAGCUCUUGCUUGUGUCACCUUUUGUCACUGGAACAUCUUGAGGGAUCCACUGUACUCCAUCCACGCACAGGAGAUAAAGACAGUCCUUACCCGAAGCAGAGUACACACUCAGCCCAGAUCUCUUCUGUGUGCUAAGCAAUCCAGGCACAAAGCUUCUGCCUUGUUCAAAGAGAGCCAAAACCCAGCCAGAAACAAUCUGAGGCAUGCAUUAGAGAUGAAACGUCUUUGCUUUCAAGGGCCAUUUGUUGCUUAACUUCUCAGUGCAACCUGUCUUCAUCCCCUGUUGUAUGGCUCAAGACAGCACUUUGGGUCCUAGAUCUUCUGAUUUCUGUUUGCUUUCGAGUGCUGUGAUUUACCACUAAAGAAUAAAUGGAAAGCAAAAGAAAACAGCAGCACAUGUUUGCAUAGGGCCUCCGUUGUUCUGUGCUCUGCCACUACUUAAACAGAAGCAGUAAAUCCUCUCCCUGGACAGAGAGGGGCUUUUGGGCAAUGGCGGCAUACAAGGCUGGGGAAGAUAAACAACCAGAAAAAUACUGCUUUUAGGAAAUGGCAGUGGAGGAUGGCCAAUCCACGGGCUGCUCAAAGCCAACACAAUGCCAUCAGUCAGCAAAGACUUAUUGCUAUUAUCUCUCUGAGGCAUUUUUGCAUCAAGAAAGAGAAAAGCGAUUGAUCUGUGUUCUGGUAUCUGUGGUCAAACUUGGCUGCAAUUAGGAAUCUGUAUGGUUUCUGAGUUGGAACAGGGAAGUUUUGUAAUGAACUACAGAAAACGUGGGCAAACAACCUCCAUAAGCACCAAUGGUCCCAUCUUUGUUAGGACCCAUCAGAGCCAGGUUACAGCCUUUACUGUGGGCUGUGACUUCACCUCAGCAGAUGCAAAAGGUGAAGAUGCAUUCAGUGGUCUUUGGAUGAGCUCAGGACUGACCAACAUCUAAAAUAAUUUGGCUUAUGGGAUUGCUUGCAGCAACAGCUUCAAAUUCAGUAUCUAAUGAGUCCCAGAGAUGUGGAAAAUGAAGCUACCUCUCACCUUAGCAGGCAGAAUGCUCCCUACCGUUAUCCACCUCCUAGAAGAAAAGUGGUGUGUGCAGUUUGGUGUAUGCAGUCCUCCAGCGUAAGAUGGAUGUGGGUUUCAGAUGGCUGUGGCAGUGCUGUCCAAAAGGCUAUCUUGGAUCUCUGCUUCCUUGGGCUGGAGCCCCAGAGCUGUGUUGGUGAGAGAAAAAGGCAGGGAAGAACUCUGCUGAUUUGUGCUUCAGAUGAGCUGUAGCAUCAGUGUGAGCAGUGCAGGUAAGUUCAGCUCUUUUCUGUCUGGUAGAAGGAGAGGUGUCCUGGCUGAUAAGAACCAGGAGCCCAUCCAUCCAAAGCCAAUGUUAGACCUUCAUGAAAUCUAUUGCCUCAAGCAAAUGCAUUGUUCAAAACAUGUUCAGUUAAUUAGCAGAUUAACUAAUUAAACUUCCCACCAUCCCAAGUAGGGAGUAUCUAUCUCCCAGAGGAGAAAACAAAGGCAAAAUGACUCAAUGAGACUAGCUGCAGGAACUCGGCAACGCAGUUGUGUUAAGCCUGCUGUUUUCCUUCCCAAAUCAUUUUGUUGUUGUACAUCAUCCCCCAUAGACAAAAACAGAGGAGGAGUCCUAAAGACUUCUGAGAAGGGGAAAGGGGGAGAAGUGCCACCAGACAAGCCUGAAGAAGAAAAGAAUCAGCCCACAGAUAUACAGGGGAGGCAUUUUGGUUCACCCGUGUGCUUGCAUCAACUAAGGAAAAAAGCUGACACCCUUCCUCCCCAUUCAAAAGGAAAGUUUUUCUCAUCAUCAAAGGAUGAAAAUUCCUUUGGUUCUUACUCACAUUUUCAUCCCCUCUAAAAUUUAUGAGCCAGAAGCCAAAUGGUCAGCAUGGGGAGGAGGAGCAUCUGCAAUAAGGCAGUGGGGCUACAUUUGUAUGGGCUCACACUGAAGGAGUAACCAGAAGGAAAAGACCCGAAGAGACUCCAGUAAACAGCCAGAGGGAAUGCUUUGAUGCUGAGGAAGUCCAAAGACACAAACACAUGAUGAUGAGCAGCUGACUGCCACAGCUGUACAACACGGUAAGAAAAAACAGAGCUAAAGCACAAGGACUUUGGCUUGCAAGACCCCUGGCAGCAUCACAGACCCUGUCUGAAGGGCCCUGGUCUCAAACAGAAUUUGGCAGUCUUUUUCUCUUCCCAUCCAUCUCUGAUCCAAAGCCAAACAGCAUUCUUUGUUCUAUCUACAAUCAAACAACCAUCCUUGGCAGAAAGUAGACUCGCAUUGAAGGAUGACCACCAACUCCUGCAUUCAGUAAUUACUUUCCUGACGAAGAGAGCCUCCUGGGGACAGACGAGGGGCCCACAUGCCUUACCAAUGCCAUGCUCCUGGUUUUUGACUAGCUUUCAUCCGGUGAACCCUUCACAGCACUGUGAGAUUGAACAGCAACAUCAAGGGUGUGCCUUGAAUGAGAGCUCCGGGGAGGCCCCUGCAGCAAUGUCUGAGGCAGAGAGCAUUGAGAGCAAGAGUCCUGUCCUGUGGGAGGGAUGCAGCCACAAAAGCAGCCUUGGUCUACCACCAGUGCAGCUCAGAGGCUGCAGACUGGAAGCCAUGAGGACAACCCCUCAUCAGUGGGCUUUGCUGUCCCAGACCCUACUGAAACCAACAAAACUUGGACCUCUCAAAUACCUUCAAAGUUCCCAAACUUUGUUGGCACAAAUAGCACAAACCUACCUGUGAAGGAGUUCUCACAGCUGCCCACUGAGCCUGCAUGAACAGCUGGGACAAAUGCUGACAGCUUGCUACAGGUGAUGCUCCUCUUCAAAUAAAGAAAAUCAAGCCCAGCAAUUUAAGAAGUAAUAAAUCCACAACCAUUUUCACCUGGAGAUCUUAGGAUCAUCUGCAGGAGGUUGGGGAUAUAGUGAGAAACAGCAGUUAUUAGAAGUCUGAGCAUCCUUGGCUUCUUCACGGUGGCGUUGGCAUUGCAAUUCUGCUCCAAAUUACUCGUCAGGAUAAUUGUCCUCUCCACUGACUCAAUGGCUUACCAGCUUUGUCCUCUGGUGCUUUAAUUUAUCCCAUCUGGAAAUGCCACGGAGUGCCUUGUCCAAUUAACACCCCUCCUUACAGGGUUUUCCCACAAGAUCUGUGCUGUGCUUGGCUGUGGCAUUUACAGUUCCCUUCAUCCAUAGGGAUGGGAUUUGUAACCGGGAUUUCUCACUCAUCCUAAGUCCUGGGAACAGCUGUGACUCUCACAGCUUUAUCCUGCCCUGUGUUGGGUGCUCUCCCAUGAGCUGUGUCCCUCUCUGACCACCUCCUCUGGGCUGGUUUUAGUCACAAAGAGACCUCACCUACGUUGUGGACGAUGGGCAGGGUAAAGGCGAUGCCCACACGCUGCUCAGGAACAUCAAAGAUGGCUGUUGUGGAAUGGUUUGGGUUGGAAGGGAGAGCAGAUGGUUCGUUCUUCAUAUCCAACCACUUGGGAACCUCUGUCCCAAAGGCCUCGCUGGCUGCCCCGGGUUCCUCUCCCCCUCCCACACUCUCCUGCGGGUGUUAUUUACACCGUUUCCUUCCCAGGGAAGUACAGGAGUUGGACGUUACCAGGUUGGUUUCCGUUCUCCUGCCCUGCUCCCAUCGGGAGCUGUCACAGAGAACAACCCCACGGAGCCGGUCGUGGUGGGGCCGGAGGUUCUGCCAGGACCUGGCAAAGACACGUAACCCCUUCCAGGACCUCAACCAGCUCACAUGUGCUGGAAACCCCGACCCACGGCCCCAUACAGCAAUGGGGCUGGACAGGGCCACUCAACCCACAGCAGGAGGCAGGGAGGACAGAACCGGGCAUCUCUGCCAAGCUGUUCAGUUCCCAUUGCAUCCAACCCUCCCCUUUCCCCUCCCUUCCCUUCUUCCCUCCCAUCUCCGGCGAACAAAAUGGCUGCAUGGCCAUUUUGUUUUCUGCCUGGAAGGGGGAAGCGAGGACGCUGGGACUUGGCUCUUCCUGGGAGGCUGCGGCCAUGUUCGAGCCCAACUCUCCCUUCUUGACGUGGCAUCGGCUGUAGCAGGGAGGGGAAAAAAAAAAGAAAAAAAAAAAGAAAAAAAAAAAGGACCUUUUGGAAGGAGACCAAAGUGAGAGAGUGGGCAGUUUUGGCAUAUGUUGAGCACUGAAAAUGCCUGGAAUUGCCAAACCGAGCUUUUGUGUUAGCAGGUGAUUCUGCAUUUCCCUCAGUUGCUGGGAUGGCUUCGCAGCUCGCAGUCGCGGCUCUUUGCUCCCGGAUGGCAGAGGGGAAUGGAUUUCUGGUGACAUAAUGGGGAUCGGCUCUGCCGUGGGUCAGCAUUGGGGUGGUCUCACCUCUCGUGGAGGGAUUGCUGGACGUCUGGAGAGAUGCUGGGAGCGAGAGCAGGAGCGGGGGGAUCGCUGUCCUUGCAUAGAAAGGUAUUUGCCUUCGUAUCUGCUUGGCUUUCUUACAGAAGGACAGUGGAGGUGGAAAUGGUGGUCUUGGAGUUGGGGUGCAUAGGUGGGCGCCAGGAUCGCGUCACAGACUCCAUGUUUUGGUCCAAAUAUAUGCUAGGGGUAAACACGAGCCCUUUUGCAAGCAGGCUUUGAACUGAAGGAGAGCAGAAUUAAUGGAAGAGUCCUAUAGAAUACUGCAGGAUGUUCUCUGCGUAGAUCUUUGUGUUGUCCUAUAGCACUGCGUCAUCCUAUAGCAUUCCGUUUUCCUAUAGAAUUCCAUCAUCCUAUAGCAUUGCAUUUUCCUACAGAAUUCUGUUGUCCUAUAGCAUUGCAUCAUCCUAUAGCAUUCCAUUACCUUAUAGAAUCCCGUUAUCCUACAGCAUUGCAUUUUCCUAUACAGUUCUGUUGUCCCAUAGCAUUGUGUUAUCCUGUAGCAUCGCGUUGUCCUAUAGAAUUGCGUUAUCCUAUCGAAUCAAACACAGAGCACUUAAAAGUAAAUCUUUUUGCCUUUCAUCUCUUUGAUUUUUACUCUUCCGAAGGAAUUAUGAGACCUCAGUAGCACUUGUUUUUAAUUCUGUACCAAAAAAUCUGGGGUUUUUAUUUCUCCUUCAGGACAGUGUAUGCAAUAUGCUGACUGACCAGGAUUUGUGGUCGCCUUUAAUCAUGGGUUUAUGAAGGGUUAAUGAAAGACAAGUAGCAUUAGGAGCAUGUUACGGAUGCACAUAUUGUAGAUAAAAACACCAAACUGAUUAAUGAGGAUCGAGAGGUUUCCAAACACCCAACAGGACUCGAGACAACCCCUAUCAGAUGAGCAGGAACUCGUUAGGAUACCUGUUAAUUGUUUCAUACAACGAUAAGCGUUUAAUAUAAACAAGUGGAGUACUGCCGACGUCAUUACGGCAUACGGAGGAAAACCCUGCUGAGAUGUGGGGCUGUUUUUGGGGUGAACUUCCCCACUUUUGGCGUCCAUCCCCCCUUUGCCUCUUUGCAGUGCCUCCAAUUAACUCUCGCAUCUUCACGCUCGGCCCCAGGGUCAGCUCCACUCUGCUUUCCCAGGACACAGCAUCACUGCACCCAUCCGGAGCUCCUGAAAACUUUCCCAGCUUCUUCUUUUUUUUUUUUUACUUUUUUUCUUUAUUUUUUUUUUUUAAUUCUUUUCCUCUCCUUUUUGUCCAUUUGCUUUUCAUUUCCCCACUCGAUGUCACUGCGGCCUUCCCCGCCGGCAAAGCCACAGCGACAAAAUGGCCGACGGGCAGCCAUUUUGUGGGAGCCGGCAGCGGCUGCGGGCAGCUCCGUGCUCCUCUGCCUCCCUCUGCCCGCUCCCACCGUGGCUCCAUGGGGCUGAAAGGGCUCUCAGAGACUCAGCAUUUCCCUCUGGGAAGUCCUGCCUGUGCCCGGCACAUUUUGGCACAGAGCUCAGCACUGCCGCUAUACAAAGGCUGAAAGCUGCGCCUGCUUUGAACGGAGCGACCUCGUUGUUGCAUGGUUUCCUCCCCCCUCCUCCUCCUCCAUUUCAUUCAGUUCUCCUUAAUCAGCCACAUCAGCUCCUCAAAGCUGUUCCAGCUCUUUUCCGAAGCUCCGUACCAACACGAUUUGAAAGGCAAAGGCUCUGCUGGGCUUCUUCGGCCUUCAGACCCACAGACGGCUGUGGGUCCGCCAUGAGGCAUCUCCUGGGGGUCCCCAGUGAUGGCUGCAGUCACUUUUCCAUCUCAAAAAGCAACCAGGAAAGCCAGGAUGGAGUGGACAUUUUGCCUACAUGAAGGAUCUUGCUGGGAGGAAACCUAGCCAUCAUUCACCUGCCAAUUUCUAUCCCAUAUCUGGCUUACUUUUAUGUCCUGGUAUGGAUCUGGAAUGGGAGAACAGCAAUUACUGCUCCCCAAAAAUCUCCGCACAAAAGAUGGUAUUUUUCACAGAGGUUUGGCUCACAGCAGUCGAAUGCCUGAAAAUCGCCCCAAACUCCGGGCUUCAAGAGCUCAGAAGGCAGUGGGUGGCUUUGAGCUAUGGGCUCCCGACCCCCGUAGACCCUUUUGGCUGUUGUGUGCAGAUUUUUGCAGAGCAGUAUUGCAUUUAGGCGCUUGUAAAUGGAGUGGCUCAGCAGCAGCGUGCUGAAAGGGAAGGUUUUGUGCCUGGAAACCGGGAAGCCAUCGUGGUGGGAAGGUGCCCGGAGACAGGAGCAGGACCUGCCGAGGGUGGUCCCACAGCCAGCUUUCCUAUGGACUCAUCCUGUGAUCUUGGGCAGAUUUGGUCACAUCGCUGCUUCUUUGCCCAUCUUUGGACCAUAAUCCAUCCUGGAGAGGGGCCAUCCUUGCAGCACCAGCUGUGACAGCGGCGCAGGGGCCACGAGAGUCACACUGAUCCUCGCAGUGGUUCUAAGUUGUCCUAUCUGACUGCUUUCUUCUUAGGUCCUGGCAGGAUCAGGAUUGCAGUGUCGGCAGCUUGUUAUAUACUCAUUAUAUAUAUACCUAUACUCAUUAAGACAAUUAUCGUAAUUAAAUCUCCCGUUUCCAGGAUUACUUGCAGAAGUCAGAAGGGAUAUAUAUAUAUAUAUUUUUCCCCUCUCCAUGUAUAACUCGAUUGAUGUAAAUGAGGGGCUAUGUAACAUAAUUUCCCAUCCUCAGUUUGAUAUUAACCCAAACUCCUAUUCCCUGCAAUGGUACCAGAAGUGACCCUGUAAAUGCCUGCUCCUCUGGUUGGUGUCUGUGGCACGAGGUUAAGCUUUGGGAAGCUACAACACUUCCAGAUAGAAAACCUGGAGUCAGAAGGAACCCACGAGGAUCACUGAGCCUACUGACUAAACGAAUCCCUCUGUUCCUGAUGGUAACUGCUGCAAAGCUCUGGCUGCUGUUGCAUUAAGCAUUAAGGAGGGAGGUUUAACCUCUGUGCAUCAUUUGCUAAGCCAAUGAAACAGGAAGAAUAUUAUUUCCCAUCAGAAGGCUGUUUGGGAUUCAGAGCGCUUGGCGCCGUGGAUGGGUUGGGUACUUUAAUGCUAUAGGAAUCAGUCCUGCAACGCUGAUUUUUCUGACACUGUUGAUGUGUUAUCACACAGAUAGGAGAGGCCUGGGCCAGAUGGCCCGGCACAGUGGGCCAUCCCAAGGCUGAGUUUGUCAAAGGAAAUUAAAAGACUUAAGUGGGCUGUGCUGACUGCUAGGUGAGAAGGAUUUCUGGACAGCUCGGCGAAGGAACGUGGGCGCUUUCCAAGCCUCACUGCAGAGAUAUCCUUUUUCCUGCCCAUCUUAAACUCUCACCCUGGGGACCCCAGCUACAAUAGCUGACCAGAGCUUUGGGAAUCUCACUCAUGCACUCUGCUGCCUGUCAGCUGUGGAAAUGCAAUUCAUUAGGCAUCCUCUGUCCCUUUGGUGACGUAUGUAUUAGCCCCUGCAUCUCCCAUCCAGCUGUGGGCAGAUGGGGCCCCUCCUGCUUCACAGCACUGAGUUCUUUUGGGAAGUCCUUUGGGUCUUUGCUGUGCUGCACAUGCAGCCCCUUAACGUGCUGCUGGUGGCUCCCUUUUCCUUAGAUCCUCCUUUAAUCUUCAAGGGGAAACCUUUCUCAUUGCGAGAGAACCUCACGCGUCUUUUAAACUGCCAGCAUAAUACCUUGCAUCUGUAGUUAGGUGUACAGAGAAUGAAAAAGCCUCAGAAGGUGAGCCAAGGGCUUGGGGGGAAGCCAGCCUGUCUCUGCUCCACGCUAAUAGUGCCUGGCUGUGCUAUAGCAUUAAAGGACCUGCAUGUUGCUCUCAUUUGUUUGGGAAAUGAGAUCUGCUUUGAUAUACUCAAUACCAUUACAUGUGCAGCCUAAAAGCUUCCUUGUACUCAGUUAUUUCUAAUCUGCUCAGUUCCCUGGAGUGCAUAACAGCUAAAUUGAUGGAUUAUCUUAUCUAGUCUGGCAGGUUUGUUCUAGAUAUGCUGUGUGUUCAAGAGGUGAGGUCAGCUUGCCUGUAUAUUAUUUAGUGUUGCUGCAGCUUCAGGAAGGCUGUGCUUGCUGUGUGCAUGGUCCUGGGCUCAAUCUGCAGAGCUGCUGCUUCCAUAUGCUCUUGGGUGCAUAAAGUUUGCAGCCAGCAUGAUUGCCAAGGAUAUACUGUAGUCCAAGUGGACUGAAGGAGGCAUAAGGAGGAAAGGGAGCUCCACGACGAGGCUGAGUAUGAGACUUGCUUCUUUUAGCAGCACAAAGCCUGAUGGACUUUUAUGCAUUUCUCUUCACAGGAGCCACUGAGCAGUCAGUUCCUGGAUAAGGAUCAUCUCAUUGCCCUAGAUGGCAAUGGUCCCAAGCUGUCCUUGAGGCUGAGGUAGUAGAUUGAAUAGUUGUGGAGUCCUAUCCUCCCUUUGAGCUAACUAUACAAUCUACUGUCUUUCCUAAGGAGACAGUCAGAUCUUCAGUUCGUCUGCUUGGACACAAAGCAUGGAGACAGGUGGUGCAAGAAAUCCUGCUCUUCCACAAAGCCAGGGAAUCACACCAGACCUCUGUACUGCUCUGUGGAGGUGAGGUAGUAGGUUGUAUAGUUUGGUGGGAGGGAUUCUGUCCCAUUUCAGGUGAUAACUAUACAGUCUAUUGCCUUCCUUAAAGAGCAGCAAUACCACCGGAGGAGAUGCUCAGCCACAGAGCUCCUAGAGCAAAAACAGCACAUGGCACCAUUGAACAACAAAGUGGGUCUUCUACAGCAUCCGGGGCUGUGUUAUUCCAGGGUCUGCUCCGUGCCUCAGUCAUACGAACAGGGAGCUACCUACAUAAAGAAAAACGUCUCUCUCAUUUUUAAUGGCUGCAAGAGAAACAAUGAAAUGAGCUGGCUUAGCCCGUGGGCUCAAAGCCCCGUGAGCUGAUCAGAUUUUGGCUGGUUGGCCCCUGGAAGUGCAUUCUGGUUUUGGCCAAGUUCCCAGCUCUCCCAUGGGACACAGUUAGAGGGUGGUUCUUUCUGAUUUGAUAAUCUCUAUCAACCCAACUCACAUGCAAACCCUGCUGGAGAGAUUAGGACUCCUAUAUAUUUACAUAGGAUAAGCCAGCAGUUCAGACCAGUGCCCCAUCCUACUCAGGAGACAGGUGUGAGAGAGAGAUGAGCCAAAGGCAGCAAGUCCUAACCUUCUUGUUCCUGCCAGGUAGGUGGCACUGACAUCUGACAGCACAUGACAGCCUGCUUCAGAGCCCUGGCACUUGACAAGGGACAGGGAAUGGUUAUUUCUUCCCUCUGUGAGAAGCAGAUGGGACGACCCCUCUGCCACAUUCCAGAGUAAAUAGAACCCAGAUCACAGGAGGGACUGUAACUCGAUGAGGGCUGCACCAGUUUCCCAAGGCUGAAGGAUGUCUCAGGACAUUAUCGCUGGCAUCUCAGUGCCAGGGAAACGUGUGAGAUCUGAGAUACUGAGGAGCAAGGGCAAACCAAGGGCACCUUCUCAGAUGAAUUGGGAGGGAGAGAGCUGCAAUGAGAAAUGGGAGCCCUCAAAUUUCACCCUGGAAGCGCAACAUGGGGCGACUCAGAGCUGGCUGAUCGGGCUAUGGGACUCCCAUCAGUGAAGCAGCUCAUUUAAGGCUUCUCUGCUUCUUGGGAUAGGGUGUAGCUUCAGGAAGGCUGGGAUGGACUUCCUGGGGCUGGGCAACAGCUGGAGGGUGGGGAUGCUGGAGUAUCUAGCAGCAGAGGAAUGCAGCCCUCUGCUCCAUACAUCUGGCUUACCAGGAGUCAUGGGGACCUGCCACACAAAGCUACAGCUCACUCCUCCUCUACACACUCUUACCCUCUAUGCACCUCCUCAGGGGAAGGGCUUCUACCCCCAGCAUUGCUCGGAAGGUACCAAAACAGCAGCACAGGUAUGGGAACAGGGCAGCACAUCGGCUUCAUGUUUAAGAGGUGUUCCCUGGAAAAGGAUUAAUCCUGUGGGUCCCAAACGAAAUCAGUUCCGUUCCCAUCCACUGCACUGAUGUUAAUGCAGAGCAUAUUAAACAGCAAAACGGUAUGAGAUGAAAACUAUGAAUAAAAUACCACUGGAGAUACUCUGCUGUGAAAAUAAACUUGCUUUGACUAUUGUA